GGGUGAUAUGGUGAACAUUUUAAGCCAACAGUUAUAAACCUAAUAGAUAUAUAAAGCUGGCUACCUUCCUUUUCUUGCCUGUGGCGUUCGCUUUCAUUUUCUCUCUUGGAAGAAGCCUUUUCUACUACUGUUUCAACUUCUCAUCACUAAGAGAGCAAGAAACCCUUUUUGGGUUCUGAUAUAUAUAUAUAUAUGUAUGUAUGCGUAACCAGCAUAUAUAUAUACAUAUAUAGAAAUGGCAUUUAGAGAGUUCACUAUAAGAAGGUACAACGGCCAAAGGGAUAGAGCUGCAGUGGAAGAUCUUGAAAGAAGAUGCGAAGUAGGGCCAGCCAAGCAUGUGUUCUUGUUCACAGAUUCUCUUGGUGACCCCAUUUGCAGAAUCCGAAACAGUCCCCUUUACAAGAUGCUGGUGGCUGAAUUGGAAAAUGAGCUUGUAGGUGUAAUUCAAGGCUCUAUAAAGAUUGUCACUCUUCACAAAGGCCUGGCCAAGGUUGGUUAUUUGUUAGGCUUAAGAGUCUGCCCUUUUCAUCGCCGGAAAGGGAUUGCUUCAAGCUUGGUUCACCAUUUGGAAGAAUGGUUUGUUGCUAAUCAAGUAGAUUAUGUUUAUAUGGCCACUGAGAAACACAACCGAGCCUCGGUUAAUCUCUUCAUGAACAAGCUAGGGUUUGUCAAGUUCAGGACUCCAUCAAUCCUGGUGCAACCAGUGAUUCACAAUUUUUCUUUCCAUUUACGGCCCAAGAUUGAGAUUUUGAAGCUCAAGAUAGAGCAGGCUGAGUUUCUGUACAAAAAGUUCAUGGCUUCAAGCACUGAGUUUUUCCCUCUUGACAUAGACAAAGUGCUUGGAAACAAGCUGAGCUUGGGGACAUGGGUGGCCUAUCGGCGAGGCGAGUCGCCGGGUGACCAAUUUGGGGGAGGAGGAGAGGUUCCAAAGAGCUGGGCAAUGCUUAGUGUUUGGAACAGUGGAGAGAUUUUCAAGCUGAGGAUGGGGAAAUCAACGCUGCCUUGCUUCUCAUAUGAAAUGUCCUCAAGAUUCAUCACUAGGGUUUUCCCAUGCUUGAAAGUCAUGCCUCAACUGCCUGAUUUCUUUGACCUUUUCGGAUUCUACUUCAUCUAUGGGGUGCACCAUCAGGGUCCAUUGUCCGGCAAGCUGGUCCGGACCCUCUGCAAGUUUGUGCACAAUAUGGCUAGGAAUUCCCAGGAGGACUGCAUUAAGGUUAUAGUCACAGAAGUUGGAGAUGGUGAUCGCGGGCUGAAGCUUCACAUCCCCCAUUGGAAGUUACUCUCUUACCCGGACGACUUGUGGUGCAUAAAGGCCUUGAAGAAUGAAGACAAGACAGCCCUACAUGAAUUGACUACAACCCCACCAAGAAGAGCCCUUUUUUUAGAUCCCAGAGACGUAUGAAUUCGCAGUCAUUAACUUUUCUGUGUGUACUGGGUAAGUACACUAACUCAGAAAUCAUACAUAAUAAUAAAUUUAAGCACAAAACAUAAAAAUAUGUAAGUAUAUAUAGACUCACCUUAGCUAUAAAGAGAUUUAAAUUAUAAUGACAAAAAAUCUCAUUAUAAAUAGUCCCUUGUCAAUAGAUGUAAAAAUUAUAUGGUGAAAUUGAUCUUUAUAUUCCUAUCUAUCAAAUAUGGGGCCGAGGCAUUAAAAUUAUAGCUUCCAAGAGAUGGUUUCCAUAAAUGGGUGCCCCCCCAUGGUGGUGACUUUGUUGGUACUCAACACCAUUUAAUUUGCUUUCGGUUUGAGAAUUGGACUGAUCAAUGACGUGGGGUUGUAGGACGAGUGGUCCAUGCAUAUAUACAUCUUAUUGAUCUUGUCCCAUCUGUGCGCGCGCUCAGGGCUGGAGAAACCUAACCAGCUGGCCUCUCUUGCACCAUCGUCCCGUCGCGUCGAGAUCAAUCACCUGACUCUCAAACACUGUAACAAUAAAUAUAAAACUGUUUUUAAGUACUACUAUAAAAGUAAUUAGCUAGGUAUUCAAUUUGAUAUUACUGAAAUCAGUCCGAUUCUAGCUGUUUGCAUCUCUCUGUAAACGGCGUCUAUGGCAUAUUUUAAUUAAGGGUUGGGACUGUGUGUGUGUGUGUGCGUGCAUGGGUGCGUAUGUGUUUUCUUUAAUCUUGGUCUGAUUUCACUUUCCAUGGCCUUAAAGUUGAUUAAUACACAUGUAAUGGCCCUUGUCACGGGUUGAUCAGUUAAGUAAUUAGACAAGCAUCAGCGGCUAUGCUUGUGUCCUCUCUUACCAUAUAGCUAGCAUCUCUCUCUCUCUCUCUCUGCAUAUAU
Molecule: messenger RNA, 2284 nt
Organism: Diospyros lotus (date-plum)
Lineage: Eukaryota; Viridiplantae; Streptophyta; Magnoliopsida; Ericales; Ebenaceae
Product: probable N-acetyltransferase HLS1
Exons: 2
Coding region: 236-1402 (388 amino acids)
Molecular function (GO): acyltransferase activity, transferring groups other than amino-acyl groups
Source: RefSeq, a predicted model, not a curated record